Molecule: messenger RNA, 1677 nt
Organism: Neltuma alba
Lineage: Eukaryota; Viridiplantae; Streptophyta; Magnoliopsida; Fabales; Fabaceae
Product: 26S proteasome non-ATPase regulatory subunit 11 homolog
Exons: 3
Coding region: 200-1468 (422 amino acids)
Molecular function (GO): protein binding
Source: RefSeq, a predicted model, not a curated record
AAAGAAAGAGCAGAAGGAGGAGCGAAUUGCGAAUAGGCGCGGAAAGAGCGAAGCACCUGGACGAUCUGAGACUGAGAAACCAGGUUGCUUGUUACUUCAGGAACUCGAUCGUCCAGGUGCUUCGCUCUUUCCGCGCCUAUUCGCAAUUCGCUCCUCCUUCUGCUCUUUCUUUUUCAGGAAUUUGUCCAAAGCAGCAGCCAUGUCUUCACCGUAUCUUCCUACAACAACUGAGUCAAUUGCUCAAGCGUUGGAAGCCAAAGACCCCUCUGAAGCCAUCUCCAUUCUUUAUCGUGUACUUGACAAUCCUUCUUCUUCUCCAGAGGCUCUGCGCAUAAAAGAGCAAGCCAUCACAAACCUCUCUGACCUUCUCAGGCAAGAGAAUAGGGCAGAGGAUUUGCGCAGCCUUCUCACUCAAUUGAGGCCCUUCUUUUCCUUGAUCCCUAAGGCAAAAACUGCCAAAAUUGUAAGGGGAAUAAUUGACUCUGUUUCUAAAGUACCAGGAACAUCUGACUUACAAAUUGCACUCUGCAAAGAAAUGGUGCAAUGGACUCGUGCUGAAAAGCGUACCUUUUUGAGGCAGCGAGUUGAGGCAAGGCUUGCAGCACUUCUCAUGGAAAAUAAGGAGUAUGCUGAAGCUCUGACUCUCCUUAGUGGUUUGGUCAAAGAGGUUAGAAGGUUGGAUGACAAGCUUCUACUUGUAGACAUUAACUUGCUGGAAAGCAAGCUGCACUUCUCACUGCGAAACCUUCCCAAGGCGAAAGCUGCCCUCACAGCUGCAAGAACAGCUGCAAAUGCUAUUUACGUGCCCCCAGCUCAACAAGGUGCAAUAGAUCUGCAGAGCGGGAUUCUUCAUGCUGAGGAGAAGGAUUAUAAAACUGCAUAUAGUUAUUUCUUCGAAGCUUUUGAGUCUUUCAAUGCUCUUGAAGACCCCAAGGCUAUUUUCAGCCUAAAAUAUAUGCUGUUGUGCAAGAUCAUGGUGAGUCAAGCAGAUGAUAUAGCUGGGAUCAUUUCUUCUAGAGCAGGCCUUCAAUAUGUUGGGCCUGACUUGGAUGCCAUGAAAGCUGUUGCAGAUGCUCAUUCCAAGCGGUCCCUGAAGUUAUUUGAGAUUGCUUUGAGGGAUUUCAAGGCACAAUUGGAGGAAGACCCAAUUGUUCACAGGCACCUAUCGUCCCUGUAUGAUACCCUUCUGGAGCAGAAUCUUUGCAGAUUGAUUGAGCCAUUCUCAAGGGUUGAGAUUGCACAUAUUGCUGAGCUUAUUGAACUUCCUGUUGAUCAUGUGGAGCGAAAGUUGUCUCAGAUGAUCCUGGACAAGAAAUUUGCUGGGACAUUGGACCAAGGGGCUGGAUGCCUUAUCCUGUUCGAUGAUCCUAAGACUGACGCAAUUUAUCCUGCAACUUUAGAAACCAUUUCUAAUAUCGGGAAGGUCGUAGAUAGUCUCUUUGUUCGGUCUGCAAAGAUUAUGGCAUAGCCCUCGUUUUGUUCCCUUGGUAUUGAUUCUGCUUUAUUUCUUGACUUAGGGAUGUUCCAGUCCACAUAGUGUUGAUCAUUAUUCCUGGUUCUGUUCAUUCUGAUUUGCGAUCGCUGUGUUCCAUGAGUUACUUUUAUAUGAUCCGCAUGAGGAGGGAUUUGUCUUGGGACGAAUGAAAUUGAAAUGACUACGGAGACUUGUGUAUUCAA